Messenger RNA from Saccoglossus kowalevskii, 562 nucleotides. RefSeq lists its product as uncharacterized. Gene Ontology annotation, biological process: mRNA stabilization; female meiosis I; meiotic cell cycle. Gene Ontology annotation, cellular component: cytoplasm; nucleus. NCBI's taxonomy places the organism in Eukaryota, Metazoa, Hemichordata, Enteropneusta, Harrimaniidae. The record is from RefSeq and is a predicted model, not a curated record.
AGGCUGACUUAGCUAGAAUGAAUCCUGGUAAACGCUUGUCAAGUUCUAAUAACACACCAAUACCUCGCCUGCCAUCAAAUCCAUCACGUGUUGAUCGACUCAUAGUGGAUAUGCUACGUGAACACAGUAGGGUUGUGACUCUCACCAGCAAGAUAAGUGGACAAAUUAAAGAGAGUUUACAUGCUAAUAUUGGAGUAGCAAUGGACAAAUGGUUGGAAGGUAUUCGUAAAGUACAGGCAAGACGUAAAGAGGAAAUAGUAAAUGCUACAAACAGACAUAGACAUGGUGGGGCCAAGUACCAAGAAGACAGAGAUGUUUUGGCUUUGGCUGCAAGCAUCCAAGAAUUAACCGGACAUACACGUAAGUCUCGCACGGCUCUGUGGUGUAGUUUACAGAUGUCAAAGACAGCCUCUUCCAAAGGAGCUGAUGAAGAAUCAAAAGGCAAAGGCCAAGAUACAGAACAAACAUAGAAGAUCAUAAUUCUGCUUCGGCUUUUGAAUGUGGUAAAUGAUUAGGUGUAUUUUAAUUGGGAGGGUAUUCAUUCAUAAUUGUUACUUAACAG